GGGAGUCAUGGGAUUAUACCACCUUAUUCGGUUUUUUUUUUCAAUCGAUUUUUGUUGAAAUUGAUCUGCCAUUUUGAAGCAAGUCCCUUUCCCAGCGCCAUUUUGAAGCAACCAAGACCGCGGCAGACACUGAGAGAGAGAGAGAGAGAGAGAGAGAGAUGAGAUACAGUUUCGAUUCACCUGAACCCAAACCCGACGAGAGGCUAGCCCUAAUGUCGACACCGCCGUCCACCACACCUAAAGACGAAGUGGAAUGGCUUCCGCUCCAGAACCACCCCAUCUUCUCUACCACCACCGCCGCCGCUUCCAGCGACGGCGCCGUCCAGUCCUCCACAUUCCGAAUGCCGACGAAUCUCCUGGCGUGGGACGGAGCCUCUCGCCUUUACUUCUGGGACCAAGACAAGCACUGCCUCCAUCGGAUCUCCAUUCGCCUGGGCGAGCCCCACCCCUCCUCCGUCCUUGCUGCUUCCCCCUCCAAGGUACUGCGAGCUGAUGUGCAACUCAAGUUUGUGGUUAGUAAGAUCUCCAUCAAUAGAAAUGGAUCAGCCCUAUUGCUAGCUGGUCCAGAUGGUCUAUCUGUCAUGUACCUCUAUGGGUGCACUUCAACAAAAGACGGCAGUGGUACCAGUAUAUGCAGGACUGUUUCAAUUGGCUCACACAUUUAUUCCAGUGGCAACAAUGUCAUACGUACAUUACAGGUUUCGUGGCACCCUUGCAGUGACAGCCAUAUGGGAAUCCUUUCUUCUGAUUCAGUUUUGAGAAUUUUCGAUUUGUCUUCUGCUCUUGAGCAACCGGAGCAGGAAUACUAUUUGCAGCCUGUGGAACCAGGUAGAUGCCGGAAUGCUGCAUCAAUCUGCCCUGUUGAAUUUUCUUUUGGAGGUGAUCACUUGUGGGAUAGAUUUAGUGUAUUUGUCCUAUUUAGUGAUGGUUCUGUUUACAUCCUCUGCCCAGUUGUUCCUUUUGGAAGUGUGUACAAAUGGGAAUCCAUAUUGGAGAUGUAUCAUGAUGCUCAAACAUUUGGGCUGGAAUCUUCAUAUCCAAAAGCUGUUAGUAACUCUAAUCGGGCAAUCACUUGGUUAGAAGCAACAUUUCCUGAGCUCUGUCUCGAAGCAACAGGAGGAAAUCUAUCUGCUGUUAAAGCUCAGCCAUAUGCUUUAUUUGAUGCAUCCAUUUCAUUGCAGGGUCCUCUCCCUAAAGUAGGUCAUGGUGGGGAAGAAGAUAUACACGCUCAAGUUGAAGAGUCUGAAGGGCGGGCAGUCAGUUUACUCUACAAUGCAAUCAGUAAAGAUUCGAUUCUGGUAACAGCCUGGAGUGGUGGGCAACUGCAGAUAGAUGCUCUAGCAGAUGAAAUACAGCCAGUCUGGAUUGUUGGUACCCCACCUCGUGUGUGUUUCGAUUCUCAUGACCGUAUCGUUGGUGUUGCUAUGAUAUGUGAAUCAGUCACAGGCGAUCACUCUGCAUUGAAGCUUUACGAGCCAUCUGAUCAUACUGUUUGGUCAGGAUAUCCUCCCCCUUUGUUGAGACUAGCAAUGGUGGAUUUAGCUCUGCCAAGAAAUAGAGAAAGUACUUCUCUUAUUUCAAUGGUUUCUGACCCCCUAAUCCCAGAAAGAAUGUUUGUUCUUCAUGAUGGGGGGAUAGAUUCCAUUGUGUUACAUUUUCUCCCUUUUACAAGUCAGACAAGCAGCAAGAAUGAAAGCAUGAGAACCCCCUCUGUCCAUCCUGUUCUUUGCACAUCACAAGGAGGAUACUCAUCUCCUCUUUUUGGUUUCUUGGCAUUAUCAGAUUCAUUUGGAUAUUCAUGGAUUGUGGGGUUGACCUCCUCUCGUGAAUGCAUUGUGCUUGAGAUGAAAACUUGGGAUCUCUUGCUUCCCGUUCAUGUUGAAAGGGAGGGAGUUGCAACCUUGGAUGAAUCAAGAGUUAAUGGUAAUCUAGUUAUAAGCAAAGAACUCCUUAGUGGCCCCAAGGUUGUUCUUCUUCCUCCAUCAUCAAACCUACGCUCUGUGACUGCUGAUUCUAUUGAAGGACGAUCGACUCUUCAUCAGUACUUCAAGCUUUUUCACGAAAAUUAUGUGGAGUAUGCACACAAGGUGUAUUUCGAACUCAAGCAUCAUGGACCUCAAUUAAAGAAAAUUAUUGAAGACCAGCAUGGUCGUUUACGUGUGGCCCAUCAAAAGCUCUUGAAAGUUGAGGAGAAACAAGAAAAACUAGACGAUCGCAUUGCUCGUGCAACUCAUGUGCAUAGUCUCUUAGAAGAACGCUUGCAGCGGUGGAGAAACUUGCCGGGGGUGCGCAAGAAACCAUUGUCAAAUGCAGAGAGAGAGUUCAAGUCAGAACUAGACAGGUUUACUGGGGUUGAGUUGGAUGCUUUGCAUUCUUCCAUUGAAGCUUUGAACGCGCGGUUGCAAAGAUAUGCACAUUCUUCACAGGGCAAUCCAUCCAACCAACAGAGGCAAAUGUCUAGUAGAAGGAAGAAUUAUGUCCAAGAUGACCAUAUCUCUCUUCUCAAAUCUUCACUUGCUAAACUUUCACUUGUAAAUAGUGAGAAUACGAAAAAGGUUAAACUUCUUGAAUCUACACUGAGUCAUCGUCAAAGCAUCGGCUAAUAUAGAGCUGGACAGGCAACAAACCGAAUUCUUCUAAUUUUAAGAUUGAGCUAGAGCCCGUCAACAGCCGGAGGAGUUGUUUGGCUUGUUUGAAGCGGAACGUGCUUUUGAAAUCAACAUUAUAGCUGGUUGAUUUUCAGGUCUCUUGUUGAUUACUUGUCUAUAUGAUGUAUGUCUCAUGAAGUAGAGCUGAAGAGGGGGACACUAUGGCUAAAGUUUUCUUUGUAUCAACUCAAAGGACUUUAAACCCUAAUCCCUCUAAAUUAUCCAAAAAUUAGCUGUUGAGUUCUGGAUUUCUGGGUUAGCAUACUAUGUAACUGGCCAACAGAGGGUAGAAAGCUACUAAUUCCUAGGUUUUUAAAUGAGUGACUGACCACUUUUCUAGCUUUACUCAACACAUUAUAGCAUUGUAUUUCAGAUGUAUAUGCACAACCAUUGGUUAUGGUUGGAUAUGCUAAUGAUGUGCUUAAUUUGUAUUCCUUUUUAACCACAAA
Molecule: messenger RNA, 3097 nt
Organism: Rhododendron vialii
Lineage: Eukaryota; Viridiplantae; Streptophyta; Magnoliopsida; Ericales; Ericaceae
Product: nuclear pore complex protein NUP88
Exons: 10
Coding region: 159-2603 (814 amino acids)
Biological process (GO): ribosomal small subunit export from nucleus; protein import into nucleus; ribosomal large subunit export from nucleus
Cellular component (GO): nuclear pore
Molecular function (GO): structural constituent of nuclear pore; protein binding
Source: RefSeq, a predicted model, not a curated record